Molecule: messenger RNA, 993 nt
Organism: Coniosporium apollinis CBS 100218
Lineage: Eukaryota; Fungi; Ascomycota; Dothideomycetes
Exons: 1
Coding region: 1-993 (330 amino acids)
Cellular component (GO): nucleus
Source: RefSeq, a predicted model, not a curated record
AUGACCACCAAGGACUCCUCCCUCUACGGCAUCCCCCGCCCAAAGAAAGCCUCCGGCCGAGAGAUCUCCUCCUCCACAACCCUAGCCUUCACCUCCCAGCUCUCGACCCUCAUCGCCUCCAGCACCAGCACCACCAACCGCUCCUCCACCGGCCGUGCCCGCCCCAAGAAAGGCGACAUCUUCGCAACCCACAACAAAGGCAGCCGCAAGCGCGCCCUCAAAGACAUAGAUGACGCCUCCUUCGAGCAGAAACACAGCACCAGCUCCGACGCCCUCGAUGCCGCGACCUACCACCGCUCAAAGCGGAAGAUGGAGGAAAAGGCGCGCCUAUACGCCGCCAUGAAGCGCGGAGACGUGGAGGACGUGGACGAGAAAUACGCCGUGGACUUUGACCGCAAGUGGGCGGAGCAGCAGGAGCGAGGGGCAGGGUCGGACGCCGAGACGUCGUCUGGCGACGAGGACAGCGAGGCGGAGAACGAGGUGGUCGAGUACACAGACGAGUUCGGGCGCACGCGACGCGGCACCAAAGCCGAAGCCGCGCGCGAGGAACGCCGCAAGAAGGCCGCCGCGGCGGAUGAGCCGGACCGCUUCACCGCGCGCCCUGCCGCACCGAGCAACAUCAUCUAUGGCGACACGGUCCAGGCCGCGGCGUUCAAUCCGGACGUCACGAUCGCGGAGCAGAUGGCUGCGCUGGCGGCUAAGCGGGACAAGGAGGCGACGCCGCCGCCGGAUGAGCAUUUUGAUGGCAGCAAGGAGAUCAGGACGAAGGGGACGGGGUUUUAUCAGUUCUCGGCGGAUGCGGAGACGAGGGCGAGGGAAAUGGAGGCGCUGGAGAGGGAGCGGGCGGAGACGGAGAGGGCGAGGGAGGAGAGGGAUAGGAGGAAGGAGGAGAGGAGGAGGGAGAUUGAGGAGAAGAGGAGGGCGAUUAAGGAAAAGCGUGGGAAGGUGCAGGCGGAUCGGUUUCUGGACGGUUUGGCUGAUGAUCUGGGCUGA